Messenger RNA from Ilex paraguariensis (yerba mate), 232 nucleotides. The record is from the annotation of a GenBank genome assembly. NCBI's taxonomy places the organism in Eukaryota, Viridiplantae, Streptophyta, Magnoliopsida, Aquifoliales, Aquifoliaceae.
AUGGUGGGGAAUGUUGAUGCCUAUGUCCAUGAGACUGACAACGGGGUCGAAUUCAAUACUCAUGUGGAAGAAAUUGGAGGCUUACACAGUGUAACACAAGCGCCAGAGGAAAUUGUAGAGACUCCGCAAUCACGAAAAUGGAGAAAGAAGAAGGCAAUUUCAUCCAUUGAGGCACUGGCACAAGGACUAGGCGACAUUACCCAAGUCCUAUCAGAAUAUGCAACUGACUGGG